Molecule: messenger RNA, 515 nt
Organism: Ruditapes philippinarum (Manila clam)
Lineage: Eukaryota; Metazoa; Mollusca; Bivalvia; Venerida; Veneridae
Exons: 2
Coding region: 51-515 (154 amino acids)
Molecular function (GO): oligosaccharide binding
Source: RefSeq, a predicted model, not a curated record
UCCACAUAACGUCGCACAAAACUGCAUGUCAGUUAAAAAGCGUUCCGAAAAUGAGACAUAUUCAAUUGUUUAUCAUUGGAAUAUUUUUAUGGAUAACUUUGGUAACUUUUAUAUCGACAACUAAAAUCAACUGGACAAAGUUUCGCUUUGAAGAUAGUUCAUAUAGAUCCACGUGUCGCUCAACUAAUUUUACCUUCAUCCGCGACGACGUUCCUGACUCUUUGGCAUGCAGCAAAAUGUGUUAUGAACAUAACAAAUGUCUUACGGUUGUGUAUCACCCAGAUAAUUUCAAGUGCAUUGGAUGUGAAGUAGUCGAGUGGCAAGCGAUUACAAGACUGUCAGGAUCACUACAAUUUUCUAGCAAAGUUUUAGAUAUCAGCAUCGAUUGCAAGGACAUUUUGGAGAAAAACAGACUUGCAAAAAGUGGCGUUUAUGAGAUAAAACCGAAAAGCUCGGGAUGGAUCAGUGUGUUUUGUGACAUGACAACAGAUGGAGGUGGAUGGACGGUAUGUUAA